UUAUUAUUUGAGAAACAAAAAUUUGCAAAAAUAUAUUUAUUAAGUUGUGAAAUUAAUUUUAUUAAAUGGAUAAAUUUAUGAAAAGUGAGAACGUGGAUCAUAUUUAUUGUAAUAAAUUAAACAACAGAGACAAAUUGCCUUACACAGAAAGUAAUAAUAAUAAUAAUUUUAUUGGCGAUGAUAAGACGGUGAAAAAAAUGAAAAAUUUUAUUUUAUCGAAUAUAAACUUGAUUGAGGAGCUUCAAAAUCAGUUGUCUGAACGAGAUCAAUUAAUUGCUAAAUUAAUUCAUGAAAAUGAAAGUCUAAAGCAACGCUUGCAAAGGUAUAAACAUUCGAAAGGAUCGAAUAAAAAAUCAGAUUUUGCUUCAAACAAUAAUACAAACAACAGUAGCAACAACAACAACAUCAAUAAUAACGCACCGGCAAACAAAAACAAAAGUGAAAGAAGCCAUAAAGAUGAAAAUUUACAAUUUAAGGAGAAAAGAGUAUCAAUUGAUACAUCUGAAGAUGAAAUUCAGAUUAAAAAGCGAUCUGAGGAUUCUCAGGAAUCCAUAAGCAUUAAGCUAAGUAAUAAAAAUUUGUUUUUGAUGACAAAUAAAGAGUAUCGCAUUAAUGAUUGGAAAACAUACAACUUUGAAAACGAAGACAUUGAUAAUAAAAGUUUUGAGGGUGAUGUCAAUUUAGAAAUUCCCAAAUGGAUAGAAAGAGAUUUGACACCCUCACCGACAAAUGAGAUUAAAAAUAUACCUGUUGAAGAUACAAGUGAUGAAGCAUAUCUAAAAAGGCAUUUAAAAUAUGAGGCGGAUGAGAGAAGGAGAAAAAAAUGGGAUCAGCAGAGAAUAAGAGAACAGAAAAAUAUUGAGAGGUUGAAGAAGCGCCAUUUGAAAGAAGAAUAUGCUGAAAUGAUGAGCCAGAACAAUAAAAUACAAAAAACGUUGACUUCUUUCUUUCCUGAUGUUAAAACUAUAAAAUUUAUUCAGAUUUCGGAUGAUUUACCGAUCUCUGCAUUUGGCGAACAGAUACCUAAAUUAAUACCAAAAGAUUUCACUUUACCUUGGCUCUCAGAUCAGGAUAAUGACAACAGUAAUGUUUACAGCAUUGACAAUUUAUGUACGAAUGGCACUUCUGCAAAGUUAAAGGUGCGAACUAAAUUCAUCAGUAGAUGUUCCAAUCCGAUUUCAAAGUGAACAAAAUCCUAUAGAAAUUAUAUGCAAAAAUUUAAUAUCUUUAAAUUUUUGUAUCCCAAUAAGAAUAUAAAAAAUAAACAAAACAAAAUUUUUGGAAAUUGAGAAGACUCGAAGUUUUUCGACAAAAUAAUUGGCUGUUCAGAAAUAAUGUCAUUAGUAGUUGAAGAAAGAGAUAUGAAAAAUAGAAAUGUUGAUUAUAAGAAAUAUAUUUUAAGACUUUAUUUCUGCACACAAUACUUAAUAAACCAGAUUAAAACAAUAUUCACAACUCAGAUAAAAUCACUGUUUGCUUUAUUUUCUCUUGUGUUAGCUUUUGAUUGAUGUAUUUUAAACUAUAUAUGUAGUUCAUCCAACAAAUUGAUACAUUUAUAUUUAUAAAUUUAAGUUCAAGGCUAAUAGGGCCAAUAAACGAGUGUUGUCGUAAAACAUAAAUUGAGCGUGAUUGUUUUUUUUCUAUUUCCCCUAAAUUAUUAUUAAAGCAUUUUUUUC
This is a messenger RNA of Chironomus riparius, 1676 nucleotides long. NCBI's taxonomy places the organism in Eukaryota, Metazoa, Arthropoda, Insecta, Diptera, Chironomidae. The record is from the annotation of a GenBank genome assembly.